This is a messenger RNA of Dipodomys ordii (Ord's kangaroo rat), 1882 nucleotides long. It is a transcript of the gene Xrcc6, whose product is annotated as X-ray repair complementing defective repair in Chinese hamster cells 6. NCBI's taxonomy places the organism in Eukaryota, Metazoa, Chordata, Mammalia, Rodentia, Heteromyidae. The transcript is spliced from 13 exons. Gene Ontology annotation, cellular component: nucleus; Ku70:Ku80 complex. Gene Ontology annotation, molecular function: DNA helicase activity; damaged DNA binding; telomeric repeat DNA binding. The coding region runs from base 82 to 1800 and encodes 572 amino acids. The record is from RefSeq and is a predicted model, not a curated record. Gene Ontology annotation, biological process: cellular response to X-ray; cellular response to gamma radiation; double-strand break repair via nonhomologous end joining.
AAGAGUGCCGGCCUCCGUGCAGACUUGGUGCGCGCCUAGUAAGUGGAUCCCUUGCCUGCCGCUAAGUGAACAGAAACCAACAUGUCAGAGUGGGAGUCUUACUACAAAACUGAGGGUGAGGAAGAAGAGGAAGAGGAGGAGCUUUCUGAUGCCAUUGUGACUCAGUGUAUUGUGAGUGUGUACACCAAUAAGAUCAUAAGCAGUAAUCGUGAUCUCUUGGCAGUGGUGUUCUAUGGCACGGAGAAAGACAAAAAUUCAGUGAAUUUCAAAAAUAUUUAUGUCUUACAAGAGUUGGAUAAUCCAGGUGCUAAACGAGUGCUAGAGCUGGACCGCUUUAAGGGACAGCAGGGAAAAACCCAUUUUCAAGAGCUCAUUGGCCAUGGAUCUGACUACUCAUUGAGUGAAGUGCUGUGGGUCUGUGCCAACCUCUUUAGUGACGUCCAGGUCAAGAUGAGCCAUAAGAGGAUCAUGCUGUUCACCAAUGAAGAUGACCCCCAUGGCAAUGACAGUGCCAAAGCCAGCCGGGCCAGGACCAAAGCCAGUGACCUCCGUGACACAGGUAUCUUUCUUGACUUGAUGCAUCUGAAGAAACCAGGAGGCUUUGACAUAUCCUUGUUCUACAGAGAUAUCAUCAGUGUAGCAGAGGACGAGGAUCUUGGGGUUCACUUUGAGGAGUCAAGCAAGCUGGAUGAUCUCUUGAGGAAAGUUCGUUCCAAAGAUACCAAGAAGCGUGUGCUCUCAAGGUUAAAGUUUAAGCUCAACAACGACAUAGUGCUCACUGUGGGCAUCUAUAACUUGGUCCAGAAGGCUACCAAGCCUUUUCCAGUGAGGCUUUAUAGGGAAACAAACGAACCACUGAAGACGAAAUCCAGAGUAUUCAAUGUAAAUACAGGCAGCUUGCUCCUGCCCAGUGACACCAAAAGGUCUCAGAUCUACGGGAGUCGGCCCAUCAUACUAGAGAAAGAGGAAACAGAAGACCUGAAGCGCUUUGAGGACCCAGGUUUGGUUCUCGUUGGCUUCAAGCCCUUGGCCGUGCUGAAGAAGCACCACUAUCUGAGGCCCUCCCUGUUCGUGUACCCUGAGGAGUCCCUGGUCAAUGGGAGCUCCACCCUGUUCAAUGCUCUGUUCAUCAAGUGUCUGGAGCGCCAGGUCAUAGCAGUGUGUAGGUACACAGCCCAUAGGAACGUUCCCCCUUACUUUGUGGCACUGAUACCACAAGAAGAGGAGCUGGAUGACCAGAAAAUUCAGGUGACUCCUCCAGGCUUCCAGCUUGUCUUCCUGCCCUACGCCGAUGAUAAACGCAAGGUACCCCUCACUGACAAGGUCAUAGCCAACUCGGAGCAAAUAGACAAGAUGAAAGCAAUUGUUCAGAGGCUCCGCUUCAAAUACAGAAGUGACAGCUUUGAGAACCCAGUGCUACAGCAGCACUUCCGGAACCUGGAGGCUCUGGCUUUGGACAUGAUGGAGCCCGAGGCAGCAGUGGACCUGACAAUGCCCAAGGUUGAAGCAAUGAAUCGAAGACUGGGCUCCCUGGUAGAUGAGUUUAAAGAACUUGUCUAUCCACCAGACUACAAUCCAGAGGAAAAAGUGAACAAGCGGAAACGAGAUGAUAACGCUUCUAGCAGCAAAAAGUUCAAGGUGGAGUUAUCUGAAGAGGAGCUGAAGGAGCACAUCAACAAGGGCACACUGCAUAAAUUGAAUGUGGCCACACUGAAGGAGGCAUGCAGGAUGUACGGGCUGAAGUGUGAGCUGAAGAAACAGAAGCUGCUGGAUGCCCUCACCAAGCACUUCCAGGACUGACCGCACAGCCAGCAACCUUCCACACCACAGGCUGCUGUCUUGUUUUUUUAUACUGGUCCUGGGGCUUAAACUCAGGACUUGG